Molecule: messenger RNA, 1614 nt
Organism: Mytilinidion resinicola
Lineage: Eukaryota; Fungi; Ascomycota; Dothideomycetes; Mytilinidiales; Mytilinidiaceae
Product: glycoside hydrolase
Exons: 4
Coding region: 409-1614 (401 amino acids)
Biological process (GO): carbohydrate metabolic process; chitin catabolic process
Cellular component (GO): extracellular region
Molecular function (GO): chitinase activity; chitin binding
Source: RefSeq, a predicted model, not a curated record
ACUUCACUUCUCAAGCGCUUUUUCCUGACCCCCUUCAAGUACGGAACCCUACGAGACACUCCAGUCACCCGCCAAACUGUGCCAGAUCCGACGUCAUUUCCGCCAGAGGAAACCCCUGUCGUGACUGACUUCUUCGAUACCAAUCUAUACCAAACUAUCAUUGAGACUCCUGAGACGACCUUCACAGCAUACUUGCCUAUUCAUCCUAGCACUGAGUAUUGGCCGCCGUCAGAGCCAGCUGAAACGACCCAGCCCAGCUACGAACCGGUGUACCCUCCGGAAACCACUGAGCCAAGCUACGAGCCAACUUAUCCUCCAGAGACUACCCCAGCAUAUGUCCCUGUGCCAUUGAAACCGACGACAGUAAACUCUAUUUCGGUUCCGUCUGAGACGCCAAUCGAUAGCGAUAUGGGCUAUUCUCAUGAUGGGUAUAAGGCAGUAGCCUACUUUGUCAAUUGGGCCAUCUACGCCCGCAAUCACAACCCCUGGGACAUUCCCGCCGAGAAGCUAACCCACGUUCUCUACUCGUUCGCUGACAACCAGCCCGACGGCACAGUCAUUCUAACCGACAGCUGGUCUGACGUAGAAAAGCAUAAUCCGGGUGACUCCUGGAACGAUACCGGCAACAACAUCUACGGUUGUUUGAAGCAGUUCUUCCUCCUCAAGAAGCGUAACCGCAACCUCAAGGUUCUCCUUUCCAUUGGCGGUUGGACGUACGCCCACGAAUCCAAGCACUUCGAUGCUCCCGCCUCCACAGCCGCCGGACGCCAGAAGUUCGCAGACUCCUGCGUCCAGCUCAUCAAAGACGUAGGAUUCGACGGCAUCGACGUCGACUGGGAGUACCCGUCAUCCCCCGCGCAGGGUGAGCAGUUCGUGCAACUACUCCAAGCAAUCCGCUCCGCUAUGGACGCAUACGCGGCGACGCUGCCUAGCAAUCCAAAGUUCGACCUUACGAUCGCCGCGCCGGCUGGGAAGCAAAACUAUCAGUACCUCCCUCUCCAAGAGAUUGCCAACGUAGUCGACUUCAUUAACCUCAUGGCUUACGACUACUCCGGCUCCUGGGACAGCUGCGCCGGCCAUCAGGCCAACAUCUACCACGAUCCCAGUGGCUGCACGCCUUUCUCAUCUUCAGCUGCCGUCAGCGAUUAUAUCGCUGGCGGUGUCCCCGCUAGCAAGCUUGUCCUAGGUAUGCCGCUCUAUGGCCGCGCGUUCACGAACACGGAUGGCCCGGGAAAGAACUUCAGCGGUGUUGGUGACGGAAGCUGGGAGAAUGGAAUCUGGGAUUAUAAGGUGCUACCCAAGCCCGGCGCGCAGGAGUUCGAGGAUGAUAACUUCGGUGCGAGCUGGAGCUACGAUCCGACUGCUAGGACGAUGGUGAGCUAUGAUACCGUCGGCAUGGCGGUCAAGAAGGCAGCGUGGAUCAAGGACCAAGGGCUCGGCGGCGCGAUGUGGUGGGAGACCAGCGGGGAUAGGAACGACACGGGGAGCAUUAUCCAGAAUGUCGUGCUAGCGCUAGGCGGGCAGGAUGGCAGCAAGCUGGCGAAGCAGAACAACAAUCUCGAGUAUCCUGAUAGUAAGUACGAUAACAUUCGGACUGGCUGCCAGGGGCAAUGA